This is a messenger RNA of Equus quagga, 4858 nucleotides long. RefSeq names its product coiled-coil domain-containing protein 15-like. Lineage: Eukaryota; Metazoa; Chordata; Mammalia; Perissodactyla; Equidae. The record is from RefSeq and is a predicted model, not a curated record. The transcript is spliced from 32 exons. Gene Ontology annotation, biological process: phosphate ion transmembrane transport; glucose-6-phosphate transport. Gene Ontology annotation, molecular function: glucose 6-phosphate:phosphate antiporter activity. Bases 194 to 3715 code for a protein of 1173 amino acids. Gene Ontology annotation, cellular component: endoplasmic reticulum membrane.
CCCGGCAGGGCGGUCCGCCCGAAAGUGGCGGUUUUCUGGAGUCGUUUGUCGUCUUAUCCCGGGUAGUUUGAGUUUGUGACCCCGAGGCCUUAGAAGCGGACUUUUAUCUGGCCCGGGACUCCCUGCCAUUCGGCGCUUCCCCCAUAACCGGACACCGAUUAUUUGGACUCUGCCUCAGACCCAGGAGACACAGAUGCCAGGAAGUAUGGCCCCCCUCAAGAAGACUGGAAAUACCACAAGGUUGCCCCUGGCUUUAAACCCCCUGAAGAGCAAGGACGUGUUGGCAGUGCUGGCUGAGAGGAACCAGGCUAUAGUACCAGUUGGGGCAUGGGUGGAACCCGCCUCACCACAUAGUUCGGAAAUCCCAGCGUCUACUUCAGCAUAUAUGAUUGAAGAGGAGCUAAAGGAAGAGCUAAGAAAAAAACAAGAAGCUUUGAGGCGUUUUCAGAGACAAGUCAAACAUCGAGUAAAUCAACAAAUUAGGCUGAGGAAAAAGCAGCAGCUUCAGAAGUCUUACGAAGCAGCAGAAAAAGAAAGCUCUAUAGCCAUGCAGUCUUCAGAUCCAGCACACUUAACUCCUAAAAGAACAAGUGUUUUUCCAAACAAUUUGAAUGCUGCUAUUGGAAGUGCUAGGUCACUCCUUUCUGAGAUGCUUGGGGAUGGAAUAGAAGAUAGAGAGAAUCAGAAUGAAUUAUUCCUACAACAAGCCCAGGCUCUUAGUCAAACCAUGAAACAGGCACGUCACCAGUUGGCAUCCUUUAAAACUGUGAGUAAAAAUGCAUCAGUGUUUCCAGAUGGUAGAAGGAAAAGCUCUCCCACCCAAGAGGAACCUGAGUCUGAGGAGUCUUCAUCUAUUACGGUAGACAAGAAAGGGAGAGAGAAUUUGUUUUGGGAGGGCUGGCAGGAUCUCCUUUGUGAAGACAAGGACAAACCUUUCAGCAGAGUUCAGAAAGUACACUUCAAAAAUCCAUUAUUUGCUGUGAUGGAAGAGAAAGAACUAGAACGGUUAGCUCUUCAGGGCCUUCAGGAUAUUCUGCCAGAAACCCACGAUUAUCUUCCAGAAGCCCAAGAUGAUCUGCUGGAAACCCAGGGUGAUUUGACAGGAAUCCAGAGUGUUGAGCCGGAAGCCCAGAGUAUUGAGCCAGAUACCCAGGCUCUUGAGUUGGAAGGCCAAGCCAUUGAGCCCAAAGCCCAGGCCAUUCAGCCUAAAGCCCAGGAUGUUAAGACAGAAACUCAGGGUAUUAUGCUGGAAGCCCAGAGUACUGAACCAGAAGAUGAGAGAAUUGCAUUAAAAAUCCAGGAUUUUCAACCCCUAAAUCAGGCUUUUCUCCCCAAAGACCAGAAUAUUCUACCCACAUAUCAGGACCAAGCUUUUCGACCCAAAGACCAACAUGUUCUCUCCAAAGACCAGAAUAUUCUGUCCAAAUGUCAGGACCAGGAUUUUCCACCCGAAGACCCGGAUUUUCUACCCAGAGAUCAGAAAGCAAAGUUGAAGGAGCCAGCAUCAAUUUUGAUAGGUGGGAGAGAGAGAGAGGCGUUUCCUCUGGAUGUCCAUCAGGAUCUUCUACACAGGCAUGAAGAUCAGGCCUCCAGCAGGGGCAAGAAAGUACACUUCAAGGAGCCAUAUUCUGAUACCACAAAUGAGAAAGGGAGAGAAGACUUUUCUCUAGCAGGUUAUCAGUAUCUACCUCCCAAACUCCAGGACCAGGCCUGCAUCAGAGAUCAGAACAUGUUUCUCGAGCAACCAUCAUCUUUUAUGAGAGAAGGUGGAGAUGAAUUGCCUCAGGAGUAUCAUCAGUUUGUUAAACAUAAAAUCCAGGACCAAGCCUCUUCCAGAGAACAGAUAGAGUGGAACACGAACAAGUGUCUCAAGCAACCCUCAUCUUUUGAGAAAUGGGAGAUUGAAAGAGGAAUUUCUCCUGGAGUGCCAUCGAGCUUAUACUUCAGGCAGCAGCCAUCUGUUGGGACAGCUGAAAGAUGGCGAGAGGAUUUGCUUCUGGAUGGCCCUCAGCAUCUGCCACCCAAGCACCAGAGAGAGGCUUCCAGAAGAAGACAGGUUUAUGAUGAAUAUCAGUCAGGAUUGAACACUGAAUUCCAAACUCCACUGGCACUUCAGUCUGGAGUAGAUCAAGAAGAAGACAAGAAAGAGCGUCAAAAGCAAUACCUGAGAUAUAGACGACUUUUCAUGGAUAUUGAAAGAGAACAAGUAAAAGAACAACAAAGGCAAAAAGAACAUAGGAAGAAAAUUGAAAAGUUCCGAGGCUUCAUCCUGCUGCUCACCUUCUUCAUUUAUACAUGUUAUCAUAUGUCCAGGAAGCCCAUCAGUGUUGUCAAGAGCCGUCUGCACCAGAACUGCUCAGAGCUGAUCCACCCCAUCAACGACACCCACAGUCUCAAUGACACCACGUGGUGCAGCUGGGCUCCAUUUGACCAGAACAACUACAAGGAGUUACUGGGGGCCGUGGACAAUGCCUUCCUUGUGGCCUAUGCCAUCGGCAUGUUUAUCAGUGGGAUUUUUGGGGAGCGGCUCCCCCUCCGUUAUUACCUUUCAGCUGGAAUGCUGCUCAGCGGCCUUUUCACUGCGCUCUUUGGCCUGGGAUAUUUCUGGAACAUCCACAUGCUCUGGUACUUUGUGCUCAUCCAGAUCUUUAAUGGACUUGCCCAGACCACAGGCUGGCCCUCUGUGGUGACCUGUGUUGGCAACUGGUUCGGGAAGGGAAAGCGGGGGCUCAUCAUGGGCGUCUGGAAUUCCCACACAUCCGUGGGCAACAUCCUGGGCUCCCUGAUCGCCGGCGUCUGGGUGAAUGGGCAGUGGGGCCUGUCCUUUGUGGUGCCAGGCAUCAUCACCGCUGCCAUGGGCGUCAUCACCUUCCUCUUCCUCAUCGAAUACCCAGAAGAUGUGGACUGCACCCCUCCUCAGCACCAUGGUGGACCAGAAGAGAAGGAGGACAACCCUGAGGACCCUGGGAAUGGGCCCUACUCCAGCAGGGAGAGCAGCCUGGACACUGCUACCAGAUGCUCCAAGGAGCCAAGCACUCAGCCUGCUGCCAUCAGCUUCCUUGGAGCACUCCGGAUCCCGGGCGUGAUUGAGUUCUCCUUGUGUCUGCUCUUUGCCAAGCUGGUCAGUUACACCUUCCUCUACUGGCUGCCACUCUACAUCUUCAAUGUGGCUCACUUUGGUGCCAAAGAGGCUGGGGACCUGUCUACGCUCUUUGAUGUUGGUGGCAUCAUAGGUGGCAUCGUGGCGGGGCUCAUCUCUGACUACACGAAUGGCAGGGCCACCACUUGCUGCAUCAUGCUCAUCUUGGCUGCCCCUAUGAUGUUCCUCUACAACCAUUUUGGCCAGAAUGGGAUUACCAGCUCCAUAGUAAUGCUGAUUGUCUGUGGGGCCCUGGUCAACGGCCCUUAUGCGCUCAUCACCACUGCUGUCUCAGCUGACCUGGGGACUCACAAGAGCCUGAAGGGCAAUGCAAAGGCGCUCUCCACGGUCACGGCCAUCAUUGACGGCACAGGGUCCAUAGGUGCGGCUCUGGGGCCUCUGCUGGCCGGGCUCAUCUCCCCCACAGGCUGGAACAACGUCUUCUACAUGCUCAUCUCUGCUGAUAUCCUGGCCUGCUUGCUCCUCUGCCGGUUGGUAUACAAAGAGAUCCUGGCCUGGAAGUCGUCCAUGAGCAGAAACAGAGGCUCUAGUCUGGCCCUAACCCACCCGCUGUAGUAUUUUCCUCAAGUCUCACGACUUUUAUAUAAAGAAAUAUGAAGCCCUGAUUUGAAGAGAAGUCUGGAGGGCUCCACCUGGGUCCCAAAGUGCUCCCCCUGGGCAAUGGAAACUGCCACCGAUGGGUGAGGCAAAGCCUCUUAACACCAGCCGGCUCGGCCCAGCCCGGCCCACAGGGCUGUCAAAGGACCAGGAGAUUCUCCAUGGAAAGGGGACUGCCAACAUGAGGAAACGGAAGACUCAAGGGCCUGAGCUCUGGAAGCUGCCAGCAGAAGGUCUGGGGAUCAGAGCUGAGUGGUAUCUCAUCUUAGUAAUGGAUCUGCUCAGACUCCUGCUUGUUCAGAUUCCAAGACAGAAGGCAGAGGCAUGACAGGGCCAAGGCCUGGAAAAGGACUGUGUCUCCUUCCCCUCUUCAGUUUGAGCCUCUGUAAUCAGCCUGUCCCUGUAGGUAGGUAGAUCAGGUACCUGACCCUGUCUCAGAGCUGCCCAGCCUCUCUUGGUCCCCUUGUCCACAAGCCAGCUUUCUCUGUUUCCCCAAGUUGGACUCUGCUCUUUUACCCUCCAUCUGACCCUUUUAUGGCUCCUGGCCCACUGGCUUGCGGUUUUAUUGCUGUAUCCUCCAGGGCCAGGCCUAGGGUGAGGCAAGGGAAGUGUCACUCUUAGGCUUGUGCCCGUGCCAUCCCUAAGAGGGUGGGCCUCCCUUGCCUCACUCUCGUCCCAGCCCUCUGUGUCCUUCAUGGAGGAUGACAGAUCAGGGCAUUGCUGUGGGGUGGGGCUGGGGAGUGGGGCCAUAUAAAAAUACCAGGGUAGGGGUUAAGUAUUUUGAUAAUGAAAGGUUACCAAGUGCUCAUGUCUGCCAGCUCUACUCAAGGAAUGGAGUAGACAAUGGACACAGGAAAAGACUUACUUACACUCUGAGCACAGGUGCCAGGGUGACAAGACUAGCAAGAAAGGAGAAUGCUCCUGAUUUGUUCAGGCGGGUGUUGCCUGGGGUUCUCUGCAGCCGGCCUUUCUCCCCUGUGUUCCUGAUGUACUUUUUCUGGCCUCCCCCAAUCCUGGAGUGGUGCAUGCCAGACCAGCUCUUGGCAUUUCUGGCUGACCUCUGAAGCCACCCGUCGGCAGCAAUACAGAUUUCCUUUGCCA